This is a messenger RNA of Rhinopithecus roxellana (golden snub-nosed monkey), 1536 nucleotides long. It is a transcript of the gene CEBPE, whose product is annotated as CCAAT enhancer binding protein epsilon. Bases 509 to 1354 code for a protein of 281 amino acids. The record is from RefSeq and is a predicted model, not a curated record. Gene Ontology annotation, molecular function: RNA polymerase II cis-regulatory region sequence-specific DNA binding; DNA-binding transcription factor activity, RNA polymerase II-specific. The transcript is spliced from 2 exons. Gene Ontology annotation, biological process: myeloid cell differentiation; regulation of transcription by RNA polymerase II; DNA-templated transcription. Lineage: Eukaryota; Metazoa; Chordata; Mammalia; Primates; Cercopithecidae.
CUCAUUCUGCAUAGAACUUUUUCAAAGUUGGAGGGAGGAGGACACUCAGAGUAGCGUGUUGCCCUUGGUGAGGAUUUGGAGUCCCCUGGGCUCAGCAGGGAGUGGACAGCAUUCCCAGAUCUGGCAUCUUCAGAACCCUGGCUUGGACGCUGACCAAGGAGGGUCCCCAACUGCUGAAUAGGCCGGGAGUCGCCUUUCUCUAAGGCUUACAUCUCUCCCUCUGGGGUGUGUCCUGCCCCUCCCUGAGUCACCCCAAGGGGAGAGAGGGGAAAAAAGGGAAGAGAAGAGAGGCAUUGACUACAGAGGAAGGAAAAGGAAGCAGAGCAGAGGGGGGAGAGAGGCCACACAGGAGUGGGUGACAGAGGAGACUGCAGAGGGCAGGUCUAGGGCAGGAGAUCGAGAGAGGGCAGGCCCAGGUCAGGAGGAGGUAGAGAGAGGACAGCCCGAGCACCCCAAGGGGUGCCUCAAGAGCAGGUGGGGGGCGGGGAGCCGAGGGGGCGGGCCGGCCAUGUCCCACGGGACCUACUACGAGUGUGAGCCCCGGGGCAGCCAGCAGCCACUUGAGUUCUCAGGGGGCCGAGCUGGGCCCGGGGAUCUGGGGGACAUGUGUGAGCAUGAGGCCUCCAUUGACCUCUCUGCCUACAUCGAGUCUGGGGAAGAGCAGCUUCUCUCCGAUCUCUUUGCGGUGAAGCCAGCGCCUGAGGCCAGAGGCCUCAAGGGCCCCGGAACCCCUGCCUUCCCCCACUACUUGCCGCCUGACCCUCGGCCCUUUGCCUACCCUCCACAUACCUUCGGCCCAGACAGGAAGGCGCUGGGGCCUGGCAUCUACAGCAACCCAGGGAGCUACGACCCCAGGGCUGUGGCGGUGAAGGAGGAGCCCCGGGGGCCAGAGGGCAGCCGAGCUGCCAGUCGAGGUGGCUACAAUCCCCUGCAGUACCAAGUGGCACACUGUGGGCAGACAGCCAUGCACCUGCCCCCAACCCUGGCAGCACCCGGCCAGCCUCUGCGCGUUCUCAAGGCCCCUUUGGCCACUGCCGCACCGCCCUGCAGUCCCCUCGUGAAGGCGCCCUCCCCCGCUGGCCCCUUACACAAGGGCAAGAAGGCAGUGAACAAAGAUAGCCUUGAGUACCGGCUGAGGCGGGAGCGCAACAACAUCGCUGUGCGCAAGAGCCGGGACAAGGCCAAGAGGCGCAUUUUGGAGACGCAGCAGAAGGUGCUGGAGUAUAUGGCGGAGAACGAGCGCCUCCGCAGCCGCGUGGAGCAGCUCACCCAGGAGCUAGACACCCUCCGCAACCUCUUCCGCCAGAUCCCUGAGGCGGCCAACCUCAUCAAGGGCGUGGGGGGCUGCAGCUGAGUCUGGCUGGUGGACUGUGGGAACCAGGCUCCGUGGCACGGCCUGACUCUGCGGACCCCCAUCCUGCUGGGGGCCUAGAACCCUGAGACAUAGACCAUGGAUAAAUGGCAACCGGGGUGGCAAGGAAGGGCAGGACCCAGCAUAAUGAUUAUGUGGCUGAAUAAAGUUGCACUGUGACUGGG